AUGUUCACAUCGAAAUCCAGUGUAUACAAGGACGGAGAUGCAGUCAUUGGAGGGUUUUUCCCUCUUCAUACUUUUAUAACGGACAGUGACAUCAACAAGCCUACGGAAACAAUUUACACUCAGUUAAAGACCAAGAACUAUCAGUAUGUCCUGGCUUUGGUUUUUGCCAUUGAAGAGAUCAACAGGAACCCCUAUCUUUUACCCAACAUGUCUCUAGGAUUUGAUCUCUAUAAUGUCCCUUAUACUCAAUGGAUGACAUUGAAGAGUUCCCUCAUUUGGCUGACAGGACUGAACAAGUAUGUACCAAAUUACACCUGCAGGAGACAAAGCAAGUCUGUAGCAGCACUUACAGGAACAUCAUGGGCAACUUGUGCACAGAUUGCAACAUUGCUGGGACUCUACAAAUUUCCACAGCUUACCUUUGGGCCUUUUGAUCCUAUUCUGAGUGACAAUAGUCAGUCUCUUUCUCUAUAUCAGAUGGCCCCCAAGGAUACAUCUCUGGCUCUUGGCAUGAUCUCCUUGAUACUUCAUUUUAGCUGGACCUGGGUGGGACUGGUCAUCUCAGAUGACCACGAUGGAAUUCAGUUUCUCUCAGACGUUACAGAAGCCAUGGAAAGGAACAGAGUAUGUGUAGCCUUUCUGGAAAUGGUCCCAGUCACUACAGUGUCAUACUUCACAAAAGCUUGGUCAUAUCAUCGCCAGAUCAGGCAAUCAUCAGCUGAUGUGGUGAUCAUUUAUGGUGAUGCUGAUUUUCUACUCGGUUUCACUAUUAGUAUUGACCAAGAUUCAAUUAUAUGGAAAGUCUGGAUCACAACCUCACAAUGGGUUAUCAAUACUGAAAAGAACAAUUUCUUACUUGACACUUUCCACGGGACUCUGAUUUUUUCACAUCACCAUGAGGAGAUUUCUGGAUUCAAAAAUUUUAUCGAGACAGCUACCCCUUCCAAAUAUCCAGAAGACUUUUACCUCGCUGAAUUGUGGAAUUCUUCUUUUAAUUGCUCGAUUUCUGAGUCUCACUAUGAAACAUUAGAGACCUGUCCUCUCAAUGCAUCUUUGGCCUGGCUGCCUAGGAACAUUAUGGACAUGUCUAUGACUGAUGGGAGUUACAAUGUAUACAAUGCUGUGUAUGCUGUGGCCCAGACCCUUCAUGAAAUGAUGCUUCAACAAGUAGAAAUGCAACCAAUGUGGAAUGUACAAGGACUGACCUUUGCCCCCUGGCAGCUGCACCCCUUUCUGAAAAAUAUCCAAUUCAACAAUCCUGCUGGAGACCAAGUGAAUAUGGAUCAGAAAAGAAAACUGGACGCAGAGUAUGACAUUCUCAACUUUUGGAAUUUUCCAGAGGGUCUUGGCUAUAAGGUCAAAGUAGGACACUUCUCACCGUAUCUUCCAAAAGACUGUCAAUUGUCCUUAACAAAGGAUAUGAUAGAGUGGGCCACAGGAAUUACACAGAUUCCUCACUCUGUAUGCAGUGAGAGUUGUAAUCCUGGAUUCCGGAAAUCCCCUCAGGAGGGAAAAGCUUCCUGUUGUUUUGACUGUACCCCCUGCCCAGAGAAUGAGAUUUCCAAUGACACAGCAGACUUGGAUCAGUGUAUGAAGUGUGCAGAUCAUCAGUACGCUAAUGUGGAGCGAAACCAAUGCCUCCAGAAAGCUGUGACCUUUCUUGGUUAUGAAGACCCCUUGGGGAAGUCCCUGGCCUGCACAGCUCUGGGCUUCUCUGUCCUCACAGUGCUUGCUUUGGGCAUCUUCGUGAAGCACCGAGACACUCCCAUCGUCAAGGCCAAUAACCGGGUUCUCAGCUACGUCCUCCUCAUCUCCCUCACCUUCUGUUUUCUCUGCUCCUUACUCUUCAUUGGACGUCCCAACACGGCCACCUGCAUCCUCCAGCAGACUACAUUUGGGAUGGUGUUCACCGUGGCUGUCUCCACUGUCUUGGCCAAAACUAUUACUGUGGUUCUGGCUUUCAAGAUCACUGCUCCAGGGAGAAGAAUUCGGCAUUUGCUGGUGUCAGGGGCGCCUAACGCUGUCAUUCCCAUCUGCUCCCUCAUCCAACUGACCCUUUGUGGAAUAUGGCUGGGGACCUCUCCUCCUUUCAUCGACACAGAUGUACACGCUGAAUAUGCACACAUCAUCAUUGUGUGCAACAAGGGCUCAGCCACUGCCUUCUACUGUGUCCUGGGAUACCUGGGCUCCUUGGCCCUGGGCAGCUUUACUGUAGCUUUCCUAGCCAGGAACCUGCCCGACACAUUCAAUGAGGCCAAGUUCCUGACAUUCAGUAUGGUGGUUUUCUGUAGCGUCUGGGUCACCUUCCUCCCUGUCUAUCACAGCACCAAGGGGAAGGUCAUGGUGGCUGUGGAGGUCUUCUCCAUCUUGGCCUCCAGUGCAGGGCUCCUAGGCUGCAUCUUUGCCCCGAAGUGCUACGUUAUUUUGUUGAGACCCGAUAGGAACUCUCUGCAUGGGUUUAGGGAUAAAGUGCAUCCUGGGAGUAAUAAGCCCUCUUAA
Messenger RNA from Lepus europaeus (European hare), 2499 nucleotides. RefSeq names its product vomeronasal type-2 receptor 116-like. NCBI's taxonomy places the organism in Eukaryota, Metazoa, Chordata, Mammalia, Lagomorpha, Leporidae. Gene Ontology annotation, biological process: G protein-coupled receptor signaling pathway. Gene Ontology annotation, molecular function: G protein-coupled receptor activity. Gene Ontology annotation, cellular component: membrane. The transcript is spliced from 7 exons. The coding region runs from base 1 to 2499 and encodes 832 amino acids. The record is from RefSeq and is a predicted model, not a curated record.